This is a messenger RNA of Halichondria panicea, 1032 nucleotides long. RefSeq names its product suppressor of cytokine signaling 6-like. Gene Ontology annotation, biological process: intracellular signal transduction; phosphatidylinositol phosphate biosynthetic process. NCBI's taxonomy places the organism in Eukaryota, Metazoa, Porifera, Demospongiae, Suberitida, Halichondriidae. Gene Ontology annotation, molecular function: 1-phosphatidylinositol-3-kinase regulator activity. The record is from RefSeq and is a predicted model, not a curated record. The coding region runs from base 165 to 824 and encodes 219 amino acids. Gene Ontology annotation, cellular component: phosphatidylinositol 3-kinase complex. The transcript has 2 exons.
AAUGUGUGGGUGUCUCAUAUAAGAAGGUGUUGAUUGCCCAGCAACUGGUGCCGGCCAGCUUCUUCCCUCAAGCAAGCUAGCAGCUGAUAGCCUCCAGCUGAACAUUAUCCAGCUGACCUCUCCCUAGCCCUGGAGACAGACACAACACAAAGCAACAGCUAGAGAUGUCAUGCUGUCAGUAUGGACGACGUGGGCUACUGGAGACCAUUACUAGACUGCCCAGUCAAGGAUGGUACUAUGGGUCCAUAUCACAGCUGCAAGCCGAGAGGUUGCUUAGCAACGAACCCAGCGGAGCUUUCCUAGUACACGAUUCUGUAGACACCAAUUCAACUACUGAACUUUUUACAAUUACCUUCAAAAUUUCGAAUCAUUAUGGCUCUGUUCGUGUUGACUACGCUAAAGGCUACUUCAGUUUGUGUAUUGCCGACCCUGGACUACCACUCUUCAAGACUCUCAUGGAUUUGGUGUCAUUCUGUUACCACCUCUCCACUGUACAGAAGCGCCCUGUGUGUGUACUGACCGGUCAGUCUGGACAGACACACAAUGUCCAUCUCUACCUCACUAAGCCAGUCUCUAGACACAAGCAACUUCAUUCCCUUCAAUUCCUGUGCAGAGAUACACUCCACAAGUUAGUCACUAAAGACAAGUUGGAGCGAUUGCCCUUGCCCAAACGAUUGCUCGAGUUGUACGUAUCUCGUAACCCGUUAUUUGAUGAGCAGUUGUUCCCUUGUGAGGAGAGUGGCUGGUUGGACACGGACACUCUGAGUCAGAGCAGUGGAUCAUCACGCAACUCUCUAGCCCUGGACACUGCAGGCAACCACUAGUAGGAGAUCAUUGUAUGUGUAUGUGUGUGUUAUAGUUAUCAGAUAGGUUCAUUUGUAUUCAAUUCUGCUCCCUCCAAACACUGGCUUAAUUUGUAUUAUUUUAUGUUCCCCAUUCCUUGUAUUCAUCUGUCAUAUCUCAGUCAUCACCAUGUCCUCUCAUCUGCACAAGUAGUCGUAUAUUGGCUGUAAUAAUAAUUAUGUUCAAUUG